AUCAGAUGAAGAUCAGGCCGCCAUCUGUCGAAGUUCUUUUUCAGGACCUCUCUUCGGUCACGGAUCUAUUACAUUCCCAAUCGGUUUACCUUGCCUCGCCUCUGUUUUCCGCUCUUUAUUUUAUACCAUGAUCUCCUUCUGAUACCUCAUUCCACCCACCCCUCCACAUCCUACACCAUUAUGUCUGAUUCUCGCAGACUGUUGGAAGCUGCAAACGCGCUUUCUCAACUUCUACGUCAACACUCCAUUGCCCAUGCCUUCUAUGGAAGCCUUCUCACUGCCGUGCUCUCUGAUAACCCACGUUGCGACGAAAUAUUCUGUAUUGUUGAAGGCGGUUCCACACACCCCUUCCGUCGAGUCAGACAAGCUAUUGUGGGGAGUGAGCACUUCACGACCACACACUCACCAUGGAGCAAUCGCUUGCAUGCUACGUAUCGUCAGGUCAUCCCAGCCAUCGAGAUUGAGAUCCUGCCUGCCGGCGAGUACGGACCCCGACGACUGGAUAGUUCCACUAUCAUGCAAUUACAAGGCAUCCCCUUUUUGACCUUGUCCGAGUUUGUUCGGGCAAAGCUAAAGACUUGGACAAUACGCGGUUCAGACCGUGAUGCUCAAGACAUCAUUUACGCAUUAUGCCGCUACUGGAAUCGAUUGGAUAUCAAUCGCGUUCCUGAGCAAGAUAUGAACCACUUCGUAACUGUCCAUCGCACUGCGGCCUUAUCUUGGGCUGCACUGAAAAGAAAAUAUGGUUUGUAAAAGCGCUGAAAGGUAUGAGU
Molecule: messenger RNA, 773 nt
Organism: Suillus subaureus
Lineage: Eukaryota; Fungi; Basidiomycota; Agaricomycetes; Boletales; Suillaceae
Exons: 5
Coding region: 181-753 (190 amino acids)
Source: RefSeq, a predicted model, not a curated record